GUCGUCAUCUCCGAGCGCCGCAGCCCCAAUGGUUGCUAGGCAACGAGCUACACAGCAACUGGCAACUGGGAAAUACAUGGUCACCUCCUCUCUGAGGUCCCAUCUCCGCACCUGAGCCGUGAGUGAGUGCAAUGAGUAAAAGCUCGGCCCUUACACGUGGGGGGCGUGAGGCCACAGCCCAGAGCACGUCACGGGCCGCUCAAUCCAAGUCUCGCGCUGAGAAGUCUCGCACUGCCGCUGCGGCCCCCCAUCCUCAGGUGUCAGUGGAAAUUGUGCCGGGUCGUUUCACAGAAGAUGAUUGGACAUCACUGCUGGUGCAAGAAGAUGGGGAAGAAGUAGUGGGAGAGAUUGUGGAGUCUUUGCUUUCUGUUGUAAUGGAGAAAUGUUUUAAUAUCUACCUAUCCCGGCAGGUAAUUCCUUACACCAUUCGCCAAGCCCGGGAUGCCAUCGUUCAGAUCACGGAGUGGGCCUUUGUGCCCAGAGAUGAGGGGGAAGCCGAGGCGGCCAAUACAUGGCAGGAUAUGGAAGAGCCCCAACCUUGCACCACUGACUCCUGGGCACAGGGCUGUGUCCCCGUCAUCCCCCCCGCCCCAAGCCCACGUUGUGGGGAUACACAGGUACCACAGAGGGGCAGAAAUACUGUAUAUAGAGCUGUACAUGAUGGUAGUGAUAUUCCCAUGAUUCCCCUCCCUUCCCUUACACAGGCGGCUGUGGUUGAAUCCAUCUCCGAUACUCAGGAACCAACGUCCGAUGAAGCUUCCUCCCAACCGGUCACAGACUGCAGCUCAGAGCCAUCACAGUCACCGGCACAUGAUCAGCCCAAUGAAACCAAUAACAUGGCCCCCACAGCCCCCAAGGAACCUCAGGUUCUCCUACAGCCAACGCCACCUACUCAUGCCCCGCAGAGGAAGGUACCCUAUCGGCCGUACCACGGGCCUCUCCGUUCUGCCGGCGUAAGAAACAUCACUAAGUCUCUUGAUGAUACAGAGAAGGAGAUGUUGAUGGAACAGCUGGCCAAAAUGAGGGAAGAGGAUGAGGAUGAUAGAGACUUCCAGCUUCUCCCCACCUCACUGCACAACAUCCUAAAGAUCCAGCUGGGGAGGCCACCGCAGAAGAAAGGAGUCAUCUAUGAUGAUACUGGCAAUGUCCUCUGUGUGCCAAAACUUGACCCUUCCAGGCUUCCACGGCACAGCAUAUGCCCACGGGUGGAACUGAUGGACUCUAUGAAAGAGGCGGAGCACAAGGUGAAGCGACCCAGGCGUACGGGAAGAGCUCAGCUUCCUAAGGCAGACAAGAGGCAACGAGAGAAAGAGACCGCUAGACCCAAUCCAAACUGUAGUGUCCAGAUCACCCCAACACCCACUGACCCACCCCAACUCAUACAGGGUAGGGUAACAUUUAAUCCAUACACCCUCGGCAGCUCCACCCCGGCACAGGAUUGCAGUCCCCUCCCACUCUCAGCUGGUAUCCCUCUGAAUGCCAUGCGUCUGUCCCAUGGGGUCAUACUGCGAGACGGUAACAGCACCGAGAGAGGGUACGGCCUACAGAAGAGGGACCCCAUAGAGAGAAGCAGGGAGCUAAAGCCAAUACAAGCUUCAGUCACACUUCCCAGAAUCCCUGUGGAGCAGCUCAUCAAAGACCACACCCCUUAUGUACGCCCACCACCCACCUUUAUUUCUUAUUAAUGCUUUAAAAGCCACACCCCUUAUGUGUGCCCACCAAUCACCUUUAUUUCCUAUUAAUGCUUUAAAAGCCACACCCCUUAGGUGUGCCCCCUACCUAGCAUGUUUCAUAUCUAUCAGUGCCUCAGAAGCCACACCCCUCAUGUGUGCCCCCUACCUAGCAUGUUUCAUUAUUUCUUAUCAGUGCCCCAGAAGCCUCACCCCUCAUGUGUGCCCCCUACCUAGCAUGUUUCAUUAUUUCUUAUCAGUGCCCCAGAAGCCUCACCCCUCAUGUGUGCCCCCUACCUAGCAUGUUUCAUUAUUUCUUAUCAGUGCCCCAGAAGCCACACCCCUCAUGUGUGCCCCCUACCUAGCAUGUUUCAUUAUUUCUUAUCAGUGCCCCAGAAGCCUCACCCCUCAUGUGUGCCCCCUACCUAGCAUGUUUCAUAUCUAUCAGUGCCUCAGAAGCCACACCCCUCAUGUGUGCCCCCUACCUAGCAUGUUUCAUUAUUUCUUAUCAGUGCCCCAGAAGCCUCACCCCUCAUGUGUGCCCCCUACCUAGCAUGUUUCAUUAUUUCUUAUCAGUGCCCCAGAAGCCUCACCCCUCAUGUGUGCCCCCUACCUAGCAUGUUUCAUAUCUAUCAGUGCCUCAGAAGCCACACCCCUCAUGUGUGCCCCCUACCUAGCAUGUUUCAUUAUUUCUUAUCAGUGCCCCAGAAGCCUCACCCCUCAUGUGUGCCCCCUACCUAGCAUGUUUCAUAUCUAUCAGUGCCUCAGAAGCCACACCCCUCAUGUGUGCCCCCUACCUAGCAUGUUUCAUUAUUUCUCAUCAGUGCCCCAGAAGCCACACCCCUCAUGUGUGCCCCCUACCUAGCAUGUUUCAUUAUUUCUCAUCAGUGCCUCAGAAGCCCCGCCCCUCAUGUGUGCCCCCUACCUAGCAUGUUUCAUUAUUUCUCAUCAGUGCCUCAGAAGCCCCGCCCCUCAUGUGUGCCCCCUACCUAGCAUGUUUCAUUAUUUCUCAUCAGUGCCCCAGAAGCCCCGCCCCUCAUCUUUAUUACAGUAAUGAGCUGAUUGCUAAUUAUUUACUUUUUAUUCAAAUGAACAUAAUCCUCAGUAACAAUGUGAUGAGUUAUUUCUUGUUUUAUCAGCCUGUCAUGUGAUCACUUGGUUGAUUUUUGAGGUCAGACGAUCCUGUGAUGUCACCAAUCAGUGAUGUAAUAGUUCCUGGGUGCAGGGAUUCAUGAUAGCCUUGGGGCAGUGGCACAGGGGACUUCAUGAACUUGAAAUUGGCUCACAACUAAAUUUCAAACCAUUAGGGGGUGCGGGGGUGCAAGGAGGCUGUGACCCCCAGAUUCAUACAGACAGACACAGCAGCCCCUCUGCUCUCACACUAAAAGGGACCCUUCGGGAUAAGAUUCCGCCGAAUACUGAAGCGAAUCCUAAUUUACAUAUGCAAAUGAAGACACAGAAGGGUUAAAAAGAAAACCAUUUUCAGUGUUUAUGUGAUGGAAAGUCACAUGAUUUCAAGGAUUGGGAUGUGGUUCGGCCGGGGCCAUGGGGUCAGCUGAUCUGAAUCCUGCAGAAAUGGGCGAAUCCCAAAGGGAACCCUGGAUUGUGUGCGCCAGUUCCUUUGCUACUGUGUUUGUCAAAUAAACUUACACUGUGUAAAUAA
Messenger RNA from Xenopus tropicalis (tropical clawed frog), 3333 nucleotides. RefSeq names its product chromosome 1 C2orf81 homolog (gene c1h2orf81). The record is from RefSeq and is a predicted model, not a curated record. Lineage: Eukaryota; Metazoa; Chordata; Amphibia; Anura; Pipidae. Bases 132 to 1685 code for a protein of 517 amino acids. The transcript has 4 exons.